CGCCAUGUGGCCAUUCGCCUCCAGCAGCAGCACGGCGCAGCCCGCAGACGAGUCGGCGUGCCCCGUCGAUGCGCAGACGCGCGCCGCCUGGCUCGCCAGCAACCCGCAGGGCGCCGCCGGGCCCUCGAGCGCCGGGCCGUCGUCGCCGGGCGCCGCCGCCGUGACGCCGCAGCAGCGGCGCGACUUCCACGCGCUCUCGACGCAGCGCGAGGUCUCGUCGAUCCCGCGCUUCUCGCGCGCCGGCGCGCCCGACGCCGGCGGCAGCGAGCCCGACGAGUCGCGCAACUGGGUCUACCCCUCGCCCGCGCAGUUCUUUGCCGCCAUGGCGCGCAAGCAGCAGGACCCGCAGGCGCCGGACAUGGACAUCGUCGUGCCCAUCCACAACGCCGUCAACGAGCGCGCGUGGCGCCAGAUCUGCGACUGGGAGGCCGGCUGGGACGCGUCGGCGCAGGCGCGCUGCGGCGGGCCGCAGCUCGUCAGCUUCAAGAACCGGCAGACGGAGCGCACGUGGCGGGCGUGGGGGCGCGGCCUGAUGGGCUAUGCGGCGCCGUUCGACCGCCACGACUGGAUCAUCGAUCGAUGCGGCACGCGCGUGCGCUACAUCAUCGACUUCUACUCGGGCGCGCCUGCUUCUGAUCUCGCCGGCGCUGCCGCGGCUGCCGGCGGUGGCGGCGCGCCGGCGCGCUCGCCGAUCAGCUUCUACCUCGACGUGCGCCCGGCGCCGGACCUCGAGGGCAUCAAGAUGCGCGCGCACCGCCUCUUCCUGCGGCCAAAUUGAGGGCAUGAUCUAUGUG
Messenger RNA from Tilletiopsis washingtonensis, 794 nucleotides. RefSeq names its product cytochrome c and c1 heme-lyase. Gene Ontology annotation, cellular component: mitochondrion. NCBI's taxonomy places the organism in Eukaryota, Fungi, Basidiomycota, Exobasidiomycetes, Entylomatales. The transcript is spliced from 2 exons. Gene Ontology annotation, biological process: cytochrome c-heme linkage. The record is from RefSeq and is a predicted model, not a curated record. Bases 5 to 778 code for a protein of 257 amino acids. Gene Ontology annotation, molecular function: holocytochrome-c synthase activity.